GACGCAAAAAUUUUGAGCAGAUUAAAUUGUAUUUUAGUAUUCCUGUGUCCUAAUAGCAAAUUUAAUGAUACGCGAUAUGGGUACAAAGAUGGCCAUUGGCUCUAGCUAUGUGAAGGGCCGCGUAGCUAUGCGAGGGCGUUUCAGGUUGCGCAUACGGCGGAUUCCAAAAGCGGCGGAAUACCUUAGUUAGUAAGAGUCCAGAGAAAAAAGAUAGGGACGACUCAACUCAAUGUCGGACGUCUAACCGCCUUGCGUUGCACAUUCACCUUUGCAAACCUCAGAACCCUGUUGUCUUUUCAGUCACCAGUAUUGUGAGACUAGUAUCUGCACUACGUACCAACAAGCAAUUGCACUUUGAACAUGGCCAGCUUUGACGAAGGUGUCGUGAAAGCUGCAAUCAAAGCGAGCCUUCCACCUCUCGAACGCACGGAUUUUGAAGCAAACUGGGAUCGUGAAGUGAGUUCAAGUAGGCAAUAGAGCUGAACAAUGCUUACCUCUGGCAUUUACAGGUGGCUGCUCGAGCGGAAGCCUGGAUGAAGAAGCGACAAGGACAUCAGUCAACCCAUGCUAUACAGCUCAAGUUCGAAGCAAGUGUAGUUCAAUAUGUGAACUGGCUUGCUCAGGCAAUGAAAGCGACGCAAGACACGAAGCACGGAAAGCGUCUGAAGGCAGCUGUUCCACUGUACGGUCCCCGCUUUGUACCUCCAAUGUUCGACGACAUUAGCCUACGAGAAGCCGCACCGAUCAUUGAGCCAGAGGCUGCUUACCUUAAGCCCAUCACAACUGUGCACCCAGUAUUCUUUCCUGAGCUCAAGCACUGCCCACGAGACAACACGCACGAAAACAUGGUGUGGGACGGAUGGACAUCGACAGGGAGCUGUGAGAUUCAUGGGCUGCUGUGUGAAGAGAAAGCGUUAGGAUUUCAGCUCCGGUGCAGUGACUGUGCAGAAGAGAAGAAGCGUAAGAACGGAGACAAGUCAAUUAUCCAUUGCUACGCAACGACGAACGAACUAUUCUGGCAGAACUGGGAGCAUUGGGAGAUACCUGGUAUGUCUUUGAUCGCCAUCAGCGUGAGCAAACACCAACUGAGAGAGGAACAGAUAAGAUACCUUGUUUCUUUCGGCGGUCAGCUGUUACACGCGAGCUGUUCAAUCUCAUUGUACAGCUGCGUAUCUCGUUACCGGCAUCUGCAAUAGAGACACACAUAAACCGUGAGCUUUCUUUCUCGUACAUUCUGAGAGUGCUCGUCUGAAGCAAAAGCGCAACAGAGCUCCAUCUCUUUCAAUGGCAAAAGCGUCAUCAAGCGUACCUUGUGCACUUUCAACGUGCAUUGACUCGUGCUCGUGCGGCUGGCCAACAGACCAUGAUAACCUUUGGUGGUGCUUUGCGGCCAUCUUCGCAUCCUGUGCCCAAGGAGUUCUCGGCACCUAAUAAUCUGAUGGCCUAUGCGGACAGCUCAAUCAGUAGUGAUACGAUUUCACACAUUUACCUUGAGUUUAUUAAGAAGACACGUCGUGCAGAGUCUUCGGCGUAUCUAAAAACAC
Molecule: messenger RNA, 1544 nt
Organism: Phanerochaete carnosa HHB-10118-sp
Lineage: Eukaryota; Fungi; Basidiomycota; Agaricomycetes; Polyporales; Phanerochaetaceae
Exons: 1
Coding region: 534-1196 (220 amino acids)
Source: RefSeq, a predicted model, not a curated record